AUGCCCCUGGGCGUGGACUUUGAGGAGCGCACUGGUGGCGACAUCUACAUCAAGGAGGUGGACAAGUCCAGCGAUGCCUGGGCUCAAGGGGUCCGGCCAGGGGCACAGCUUGUCAUGAUUAGCGCAACCUUCGGAGAUGAGAUGUGGAACACCCAAGGUGUUGGCAUGACCCAGUUCCUCACGGUGCUGAACUCCCGUUUCGGAUCUUCCAUGAAGCUGGCCCUGGCCAAGGAAGACCAGAACGUCCUCUCCGCCUUCCUGGACGCCUUCAAGGGCAAAGCGUCUGAGAGCCAAGGCUCUCCGCAGGAAGAGGAGCGGAAACAGCAAAACCUCGAGGCCAUUUUCGAUGAAGAGGAAGAGAAGCUGCAGAAUGGCGGUGGAAUGUGGAACCCGUUCCGUUGA
Molecule: messenger RNA, 402 nt
Organism: Symbiodinium pilosum
Lineage: Eukaryota; Dinophyceae; Suessiales; Symbiodiniaceae
Source: the annotation of a GenBank genome assembly